This is a messenger RNA of Penicilliopsis zonata CBS 506.65, 1466 nucleotides long. RefSeq lists its product as hypothetical. Bases 185 to 1237 code for a protein of 350 amino acids. Gene Ontology annotation, biological process: mitotic spindle organization; meiotic chromosome segregation; attachment of mitotic spindle microtubules to kinetochore. The transcript has 5 exons. NCBI's taxonomy places the organism in Eukaryota, Fungi, Ascomycota, Eurotiomycetes, Eurotiales, Aspergillaceae. The record is from RefSeq and is a predicted model, not a curated record. Gene Ontology annotation, cellular component: kinetochore; Ndc80 complex. Gene Ontology annotation, molecular function: protein-containing complex binding.
AUUCUGCAAAAGAGUGUUUGGGUUGUUUGCACCGCCUACCCCUCCGAGUCGCGCUAGUCCCCUUCCGGUCGCUCCGUCAGUCCCUCGUGCGGGUAAACAACGACCAUUAUAAAUAAUAAUAAUAAUAAUAAACAUCCCCGUCGCCUAUUGACCUUGCCUGGGUAGCCUGUCGGUCGGACACACCAUGGCGUACAAUCAUCGUAUGAGCCAGCAGUUUCAUGGCUCUCAGCAGCAGCAUGCCCGAGGCCGCAAGAAGGAAGAUGAAAACGAUGCGUUGAUGCGUCUGCCCGAUAAGGAGAUCGCGGGAUGUAUCAAUGAUAUUGGUAUUCCGUUUACAGCGGCCGAUCUGCUCAAGCCCAACGCACAGCAGAUCCAGAUGGUGCUGGAAUGGUUUGCUGAGCUCCUCAUGAAUAUUACCCGGGAAACCGUCGAGCCUGGGAUGCGCGCUGCAGCGGAAGAUGUUGGUGGUGAUUUUGCGGAUAUUGUUCCUCUUGAUACGCGGAAUCUGAUGGGAUUCUUUGUGAAUCUGAAACGACUGCUGAUGGAGUGCGGAGUAAACGAUUUCACUUUCACAGACCUGACCAAGCCCACGCACGAUAGACUUGUCAAGAUCUUUUCCUAUCUGAUCAACUUUGUCCGGUUCCGCGAGUCGCAAACCGCCGUCAUCGACGAGCACUUCAACAAGACGGAGAAGACGAAAGCACAGAUAGAGACCCUAUUUGCAGAGAAUCAGGAGAUGGAACAGCGCCUGGAGGAAAUGAGACGCAGUCAGAAGGCGGUCGAAAGUCAGGUUAAGGAAAAAGUGCGGCGCAACGACGAACUAAAGGCUCGAUUGCUCGAUUUACGGAGAACCCAGGAGCGGGUGGCGGAAAAUUUGGAACGCGUCAAAGCAGAGAAGGCGAGGCGCCAGACCUCGCUUGAAGAAAAGAUGGAAAGGCUUGUCCGCAGUCGGCAGGAGACAGAGAAGCUCCGACCUUACGUAUUGGAGAGCCCCGCUACCCUGCAAUCGUCAUUGACAGAACUGUCCGAGAAUCUGGUGCGGGAGAAGGUACAUAUCGACGCUAUGGAGAGGCGAGCCCGCGCAUUACAGACAUCUUCGGAUACUUUUACGGUGGUUUCCAAUGACAUUCAAGCCUGCAUCAAGUUACUCGAGGACAUAUCCGUGGAGCUAUAUCCGAGCGCGGCAAUAAUGUUCGAGAAGUGGAGCAGACCGAGAAGCUUCUACAGCGCCAACUAGCACGGUGGCAUGAAAGAAUUGAGACAUUACGGAAGAAUGCCCAGGAGAAGGCGGAAAUUGCCCAGGCACGGAUGGAGGAGCUUCGCAAUGUCCAGAAGCAGCUGCGGGAAGAACGUGCAGAGAAGCAGCGUGAUAUUGAAAGAAGAAGAAUCGCAAUUGAACAGACAGAGAAAAAGAUGACCGACCUCAAAGAGAAUAUCGAGAACGAGAUACACAGCGCCCACGACCA